AUGGCUACUCCAAAAGAGGCUCAGGAGGUAGUCACGAAGCUUACCAAGAAGUAUGGGUACUUGCGGCCGGAAUUGCUGGAGAAGCUGGGCGAAUUGAACGCUGAGUAUCUUGAGGAGCUUGAAGAAUACAAAGCAACGACGGAGAAGGCCAUUUCACACUCUAUUAAAACCCUUGCACGCACCGUCUAUGAUAGCAAUGCUCGGUUCAUUUUUGAGCUGUUGCAGAACGCAGACGACAACAAGUUUACUGAGGCAGCCAAGAAAAGGCGAGCGCCAGGCAUCACCUUCAAGCUAUGGCCCGACAAGAUCAUCAUUGACUGCAAUGAGGAUGGCUUUACCACAAAGGAUCUCGAAGCAAUCUGCUCCAUAGGCCAGAGUUCCAAAACCAUCUCGCACGGAUACAUUGGCGCCAAGGGCAUCGGUUUCAAGUCAGUCUUCAUGGUGGCCUCAAAGGUGCACAUUCAGUCAGGCCAUUUCUCGUUCGAGUUUCUUCACCGGAGAGAAGAUCCCGGCAUCGGAAUGGUGAGGCCAUUCUGGAAGACACCAGACCAGACGCUUGAUGGCCCAAUGACACGGAUGACACUCUGGCUGCAUAGCGAUGGAGAUGCGGCGGAAACAGCCCAUCAGCGAGAUGUCAUUGACCGCCAGUUCAAAGAUCUUGAGGUGGCUUGCCUCCUAUUCCUCAGAAAUUUGAGAGAAAUUACAGUCGAACGGUACGAUGACUCAGACGUCCUCGCCGAGUCGCGAAAGUUUACCAAGAGUGGCCCAAUUGGCCGCCAUCGAUCUGGCCAGUCUGGCCAGUCUGGCCAGUCUGAAGACUACAACGACUCUGACGAGGCUGAAGACUACGACAACUCUGAAGCUUUUAGAAACUUGAACUUUUCUCAAGACUCCGAGGGCUCCGAGUACUCUUGGCAAUCCGAUAGCUCGGGUAGAGUUGUCAUUCUAUCAACAAUACAACUGCAAAAACUUUGCAACUUGUACACGGCCAUAUAUGCCAAACUUGUCCUAUCGAAGGAUCCGACACAGGAUAGAAUUAACAUCGAGGAACUUUUCGACGAGGACGUGAUCUAUAUUCCAGAUGAGGACGCUCCGUACUGGGUUGGCCGUUCGCAGUGCCGCUGGCAUGGGCCACCACUGACCACAAUCGACGUCCUUCACAAUCUUUACGGUCGCACGUUGGGUGAUGAGCAAAUGACGAGCCUAGGACUACUUUUCAGCAAAACACUCAUGAUCCCCGAUGUCUCUGCUGAGGAUAUCAUUGAGGAACUCAAACUUAUCAGGGACGACUGGGUGAUGGACCCUGACGAGCCAAGCCUGAACAGCAUAAAAGAACUGUACCGAUAUCUGCAUGAAUCUGAAAAUUGCGACUCUUCUGCCUACAGUGACGGGUUUCGGUCGGAGGGCCUUAUAUACGCAAGAUCUGGAGGCACGUGGGGCUGGUACAAGAGCUCAGAUUGCUUAUGGUCGAGCAGAACCAAUAUCGAAGGAAAGGCUGUACUAAACACCCAUUAUGAAGAGUUUGAAGACUUCUUUGUGGGUUGUCUUGGCGUGAAAAGCCUUACCCUCGAAAUGGUUUAUGAUGAGCUGAGCCGCACAAGGUCACAAGAUGUCACAGACAUCAAAUCAAAGAUUCUGGUGUUUGCCAGCCUUCUGGCGGCCGAGCCAACAGACUUGGAACCGGCACCGAUAUUGGAGGCUAGCGUAUUCCCUCUCAAAUACCCUGACAAUCCGGCGGUAAAGCUUGUGAAGGGAAACAUAGACUUUGCUAUUGCUGACCGCGACUAUCUAAGGCAGCGUUUCCAGGGCAGGGCCAAGAUUCUUGAUCUUACAUUGGAACAAGUCCGUCGUGCGAGCCCAUUUUUUGAAUGGCUCAACUUCCAGGGCAGAUACCUUUCGAAGCGCCUAAAAGAAAUUACCUCUGUAGGUGCUGUAUCAGGCGUUGUCGUUUCAUCUGCCACGCAGGCCAUGCAACGGAAAGCCAAGUAUUUACUUCGGAUUGCUGCAACUUUUGAAAGCCCCCGCUACGAAAACGACAAUGUCGGACUACUCCAGCAGCUACAUAGUGUUUCGGUUAUUGAGACGGAUACUUUGUCUACCACCCUCUCCAUCAUACAAGACAAUAGACCAAUUUCUGUGGAGUCGGAGACUGGCAGCGUGCACAUUGCAGAAACAGCAGACAGCAUGACCAUCUAUGUGCCGAAAGACAAGAGAGCAAGAGCAAUUUGCUUUGCUUCGGUGCUGCCCGCUGCCUACGCUGACUGGCUCAUGCUAGACCCGACGAAUAAUCGGCAAGGCAUUGUUACUGAGGACAUGAUACCUACGCUCAUGUCUGUAUUUGCUUGCCCAGCAUCCGCCCUUGAUACUGUUCUCGAUCGCUGCGGUAUAUGCAAGGCAUCAUCAUUUUCGGAUAUAGAUGAUAGCUCCGAAACUGAGUAUGAGGAUAGCUGCGAGGAUGAUUAUGAAGAUGACGGCAAGGAUGAUUAUGAAGAUGACGGCGAGGAUGAUCAUCAAGAUGACGGCGAGGGUAGUGACGCAAGCCAUACCCUUACGCCAAAUACAGGGCUAGAAGCUGGGCAGCGGAACAAUGCCCCUGGCUUUCCGAGAGCUUCUUCACGGCAAGAUUCCCUCUCUGAGCGGUCGGAGACCGUUGGUAGAGAUGCGCAUGAAAACGGGGUGCAAAGCAGUUCACAAACUGUGCUUAAUGUCGAGCACGCGAGCAGCAGCAUUUCGCAGCAGCGCCACUCGCCAUCGUUGACCGCCCGAGUUCAUCAACCCGUCCUAGGCCAUCCGAGUACAGCCUCAAAUUCUAGGUUGUCCAUGAGUCCUUAUUUGGGAGCUGGACUAGAUUCCCAUGGGCAAUACGAGAUUCUCUUACAGCGCGUUGUUGACGCUGCGCGGAGUCGGAGUAGCCAGUUUCCUCAGGUCACCGCCCUCAACAUGCAAGUCUUGGCAGAUGCCCUUCCCGGUGGCGACGAUGAUGUCGACGUUGAAAGCUAUGAUAGAGCCGGCGUGAACAUCAGGGUCGGCUCAAUGAGUCGGCUCGAGCGCGACAAGAGAGUCGGGGCAGCGGGAGAGCUCUAUGUUUAUGAGCUACUCUUCAAGGAAAACCUCCCAGGCUGGGGUCGUGACAACUGGCAGAGCCGAAUCAGGACCUACGCGCGGGCACAUCCUGACUAUGCGCUGCUGGAGGCGUGGACUCGGAGCGAGACGUCGGACCUUGUAUAUGACGACUCCCAAGGCCAUCUUACCGAGAAGCUCAUCAACUGGGGCUAUCUGGAGGCCGAAAAAUGGCAGCAUGCGUGUCCAAAGUAUUAUCUCGAGGUCAAGACAACAACUGGCCCGUGUGAGACUCCUUUUUAUGCCAGCGGCAAGCAGUACCGGCUGCAGAGACCACGUCGGAGAUUUACAUGA
Cordyceps fumosorosea ARSEF 2679 is the source of this 3414-nucleotide messenger RNA. RefSeq names its product ATPase-like, ATP-binding domain protein. NCBI's taxonomy places the organism in Eukaryota, Fungi, Ascomycota, Sordariomycetes, Hypocreales, Cordycipitaceae. The record is from RefSeq and is a predicted model, not a curated record. The transcript is spliced from 8 exons. Bases 1 to 3414 code for a protein of 1137 amino acids.